Saccostrea cuccullata (small rock oyster) is the source of this 903-nucleotide messenger RNA. RefSeq names its product probable delta-1-pyrroline-5-carboxylate synthase. Gene Ontology annotation, cellular component: mitochondrion. The transcript is spliced from 7 exons. Lineage: Eukaryota; Metazoa; Mollusca; Bivalvia; Ostreida; Ostreidae. The coding region runs from base 1 to 903 and encodes 300 amino acids. Gene Ontology annotation, molecular function: glutamate-5-semialdehyde dehydrogenase (NADP+) activity. The record is from RefSeq and is a predicted model, not a curated record.
AUGAUGGUAGCAGCACUAUCCAUUGCCAGUGGCAACGCUCUGCUUUUAAAGGGAGGGAAGGAAGCGUAUCAUAGCAACCAGAUCCUCCAUUCCCUGGUACAAGAAGCACUGGAACCAUUCGUUCCAAGGGAAACCAUUUCAUUGGUGAGCACACGUGAGGAGAUAGAGUCUCUGCUGGAACUGAAGCAGUACAUCGACCUAAUUAUUCCCCGCGGCUCUAACGAGCUGGUCAGUAUGAUACAGAAGCUCAGCCAGGGCAUUCCCGUCCUGGGACACAGUGAGGGCAUAUGUCAUGUUUAUAUUGACCAGGAGGUGGACGAGCAGAUGGCACUCAACAUUGUGGGGGACUCUAAGACAGACUACCCUGCCGCUUGUAAUGCCGUAGAAACCAUUCUGGUCAACAAGGCACAUCUCAGAACACUGUUUUUCGAGGAUUUGUUUGAUAUGCUGAGAUCUGAGGGGGUCAAGAUUUACUCUGGUCCCCGUUUAUCAUCUGCCCUGAAAUUCGGCCCCCCACCGGCCCCCUCCCUUCACACGGAGUACGGAGACUUGUCUGUCACCAUAAAGUUAGUGGAUGACGUCCGUGACGCCGUCCGUCACAUCAACAAGUACAGCAGUAGUCACACCGACACCAUAGUGACCAGUCAUAAAAACACAGCAGCAGUUUUUCUCAAGGGAGUGGACAGUGCUUGUGUGUUUCACAACACUAGUACAAGGUUUGCUGAUGGCUACAGAUUCGGUCUAGGAGUGGAGGGACUUGACUCCCACGAAAUGGCUCCUCCAUGGCGAGGGGCAUAUAGUGGAGGUUUUCUCGAAAGGAAAAUUGGAAUACCGACACGUGUCUCCCCCACUACCCAGGAACAAGCAUCGGAGGAGGAAGAACAUGUAGAACGGGAGGAAUAG